Molecule: messenger RNA, 1177 nt
Organism: Mercenaria mercenaria
Lineage: Eukaryota; Metazoa; Mollusca; Bivalvia; Venerida; Veneridae
Exons: 2
Coding region: 359-1177 (272 amino acids)
Cellular component (GO): nucleus
Molecular function (GO): DNA binding
Source: RefSeq, a predicted model, not a curated record
UUUGACAGCCGGAUAAAAAAAUGGAAAUAAGACAGGUAAUUCUACUCUAAAAAAUAUAUAACUUACCUUCUUACAUGUUCUUUUGUUAAUUCCAAAAAUUCCAAUUAAAAAAUCAUAAAAUUCAUCAUUAUAAAGUAUUUUUUCAAUAACCAAAACAUUCCUCGUCUGCAUUGUGACAUCAUAUGCAUUGAUGACGUCAUCAACUUUUGUGUUUCAUGUACAGGGUGUUUCCAAAAAUUCGAUCCAUUUUUACCUACCUUCUUAUGAGUGGUAGUAUUUUUUCUUGUAGUUUCAAAGUACUGUUAAGAGGAAGUACAGAACUACUUACACCCCUCAGGAUGUUACAGAUGCAUAUAACAUGGUAAAAGAACACCAUCUACCUGUGGAACGUGUUGCCAAACAGUUUGGCAUACCAAUUACAACAUUAAAAGAUAGAAUAAGAGGAAAAACAUCAGUAGAUGUCCUUAAGUCUGGUACUCCUCCUCUAUUCUCACAAGAACAGGAAGCAUUUCUGAGUCAGCACCUUAUUACAAUGGCUGAGAUUGGUUUUGGAUAUACCCGGCAGGAAACAAUUAACUUAGCCUCAGAUUAUGCUGUGCAUCUUGGCCUAAGAGAACAAGACAAACCUCUUUCUAAACAGUGGUUUUAUAACUUUCUGAACCGAUGGCCUAGCAUUAAAGUUGUGAAACCUAGAUCUUUGGAGAUGGCAAGAGCAAGAAGUGCAACCCGCCCGGCUAUUGCCCAGUACUUCAAUGAACUAAACAAAAUUCUCACCAAAUACAACUUAAAAGAUAAACCACAUUGCAUUUAUAAUAUUGAUGAGAAAGGUCUUUCACUUGAACAUAAGCCACCAAAAAUUGUCACAGGUACUCAUUAUAAACCACAGGCUGUUACAUGUGGAAAGUCGAAAACAGUCACUGUGAUUGGUGGAGGAAAUGCUGUUGGAAACCAAGUGCCGCCCUUUUUCGUAUUUCCUGGUGUUAGGAUGCUUCCAGGUCUACUUGAAGGCUGUACUUCUGGCACGUCUGGAACAGUAUCAGAAUCUGGCUGGUCUAACACUGAAGUGUUCACAAAGUAUAUGACAGAGCAUCUAGAGCCACAUCUACCCUCUCGGGCUGACGGCAGUAAGGUGCUCGUAUUGUAUGAUGGUCACAGAAGUCAUGUUUCCUUGGGCUGA